Molecule: messenger RNA, 955 nt
Organism: Pogona vitticeps (central bearded dragon)
Lineage: Eukaryota; Metazoa; Chordata; Lepidosauria; Squamata; Agamidae
Source: RefSeq, a predicted model, not a curated record
GGAUGCUGCUGGCAGUGAAGCCCUCCUGAACCCAAGUGGAGAAGACCUUGAGAAGCUGGGAUGGUGGGCUCCAUCGACGCUUCCCGGGCCCCGCUUGCUGGUUGCUUAGAAGGCCAAGGGGACUUUGGAGUCCAGCAGGAUUGGAAGACCAUCUCUCAACAUGCCUAAGAGCCGGACACCUUCAAAAGAGGCUUGCCCAGCAUAUGGACCAUACCUGGGAUACAAGGGGCCCUCUUGGCCAGUGUUUCUUCUAACAGGUUGCAUCUUGAGUUCCUCUUGCUUUUGGUUGAUUCAAGCCGAAACAAAUAUUCCUAUUAAGUCGGAGCCCUGGAUACCUUUGAGAGAAAGCGAAGUUACCCUCAUCCCAGGAGGAGUCUUAAAAAAUGUUUCGGCCUGCUUCUGGUACCGAGGAGACAGAACCAACGAGUCCCUCAUCGUAGUGUAUGAGCUAUCACCCACGUCUCAAAUCCAUUAUGGACAAGCCUACACCAAACGGGAGACGAUAAAACCGAACUGUCAUCUCCACAUUGCUAAUCUAACAGCGAAAGACAAUGCCUUCUUCAUAGUACACAAGAAGAGUGAAGCAGCGGAAUCUGAAGUUGGUAGAGUGUUCUUACUGGUUGGAGAAAAGGAAUCAGAAGAAGAUGAACUAUCUUUAAAGAAAGUCGAUUUAUCUGACUUUGCUUUACUAGGGAUCGUUGUCGGCUGCAUAAUUGGAAUCGCCUUUCUGAUAGGGGUGGUGGGGUACGAAGCCUCCUCGGGUUCAAGCCCCCAAACAGCAAGGGCGAAUGCUCCAGCGGGGGCCUCAUCCGGUCCUGAUGCCAAAUCGAAACCUGCAGCGAAGGGCGCACCUAAAGCCAAGGGUGGCAAGUAAACUCAAGGCCUUCUCAGCCCAGAAUAUUGCCUGCAAUCAGCUUUGGAACAGCAUCACCCCAGUCUACGGACCACCUACAUU